Messenger RNA from Aspergillus versicolor CBS 583.65, 1030 nucleotides. RefSeq lists its product as uncharacterized. Gene Ontology annotation, cellular component: mitochondrion. The record is from RefSeq and is a predicted model, not a curated record. Gene Ontology annotation, molecular function: methylmalonate-semialdehyde dehydrogenase (acylating, NAD+) activity; malonate-semialdehyde dehydrogenase (acetylating, [NAD(P)+]) activity. NCBI's taxonomy places the organism in Eukaryota, Fungi, Ascomycota, Eurotiomycetes, Eurotiales, Aspergillaceae. Gene Ontology annotation, biological process: L-valine catabolic process; thymine catabolic process. Bases 9 to 1007 code for a protein of 332 amino acids. The transcript is spliced from 2 exons.
ACCCCUUCAUGAUCCCCUUGUGGUCUACGCCGUAUGCCCUGAUCACCGGUAACACGGUUGUUCUGAAACCGUCCGAGAAAGCUCCGUCGGUGUCAUGGCUCCUGGCGGAAGCGGCUAUCAAGGCCGGAUUCCCACCGGGGGUUUUCAACGUUAUCCAUGGAACUGCGGCCGUAGCCCAGCUGCUUGUAACGCAGCCUGAGGUCAAGGCGAUUAAUUUCGUAGGGUCCGAGUCUGCCGCAAAGCAAGUGCACGACCUUGCGCAGAGCUCCGGGAAACGGAUCCAGGCAGAAUGCGGCGGCAAGAACCAUGGUGUCAUUCUAGAGGAUGCUGGUAUGAUGCCAACGCUUUUUGCGAUCGCAGGCAGUGCAUUUGGUGCCGCAGGCCAGCGAUGCAUGGGCCUGAACGUUGCCGUUUUCGUGGGCACCACGCGCGAAUGGAUACCGAAACUAAUCGAAUUGGCAGAGUCCAUGGUUCUAGGCUGUGGCGGUGAUGAGGAAGCCCAGAUUGGACCGCUCAUUGACCGGGCGGCUAAGGACAAGGUCGUCGGCAUUAUUGGACGCGCUGUCGAGGAGGGCGCCAUGCUUCUGCUGGAUGGCCGCGAUGCACACGUCCCGGACUAUCCCCGUGCAAACUUUCUGGGCCCGACUGUUCUGAUGGGAAUCGAAACUUAUAUGGAGUGCUAUCAGAUGCAGAUCUUUGGGCCGGUGCUCAUCUGCAUGCAGGUUGGGAAUCUGGACGAGGCCAUCCAGCUGAUCAAUGACAAUAAAUAUGGCCAUAGCUGUACGAUUUUCACCUCUAGUGGUAAAAACGCCCACGCUUUCCAACGCCGCGUCAAUAUAGGACAGGUUGGAGUAAACAUCCCGUUGGUUGGUGAGUAUGAUAAUCACGGCCCUCAAGGCCAUGGGCUCAUUUUCCUAGCACCGUACGGCACUGCUGUCCGAACGAGCAACAAGGCCUCUUUCCUCGGAGGUGAGCAAGCGUUCAAUCAUAGACACGUUCCAGGCUAAGACUGCCCUUUGGCAAGACCGAC